CCAUUCAAACACCUGAUUCCAUCCUGCCUUGCCUUACGCUUUCGGCAUACCGACGGCCAUGCUUCCGCGACGCAGAAAGGAAAGCAUCGUACAAGUCCCUUGUCAAACCAGGUACCCUCUGCCGAACCUUGUCCAUCCAUGGCCGUACACUACGUGCCAUUGUUGCCAGACCCUUCUGGGCCACCGAGCCUCUCCCGUUGAACCAUAACCCGUUGGUUGCAAAUAUCGAUAAACAUUUCAAACCUCUCAAUGAUCUGGUCCUUUUCCACCAACUUCUUCUUCAACUCGUCCACCUCUUUCUGUUUGUCCUCCUUGUACUUGUCAAAAUCCUCGCGUGCCUUGGCGAGUUCUUUUCUAAGAUCUGCCCGAAUC
Molecule: messenger RNA, 372 nt
Organism: Colletotrichum godetiae
Lineage: Eukaryota; Fungi; Ascomycota; Sordariomycetes; Glomerellales; Glomerellaceae
Exons: 2
Coding region: 59-208 (49 amino acids)
Source: RefSeq, a predicted model, not a curated record